This is a messenger RNA of Lithohypha guttulata, 765 nucleotides long. RefSeq lists its product as uncharacterized. Bases 1 to 765 code for a protein of 254 amino acids. The transcript has a single exon. Lineage: Eukaryota; Fungi; Ascomycota; Eurotiomycetes; Chaetothyriales; Trichomeriaceae. The record is from RefSeq and is a predicted model, not a curated record.
AUGGACACCGCACAGCCCUCUGUACGCUCAUAUAGCCCUGCGAAUCCAAAUGGCCCCUUCCCAUACUCGUCGGCGGACAUGACGCCAAUGGACCCAGGUAACGACGCUGCGUUCUAUGGCCCACCACGAUUUGUCACUCACAUCGACAACAACGCCAUAGCCAAGCUCAAGGGCUACUACGACGCCGAAUUGCCAAGGAAAGGCACGAUAUUGGAUUUCUGCUCCAGCUGGAUCUCGCACUAUCCACCGGACGUGUUCAACCUGGCCAAGAAGCGUGACGAGCACCAGUCUAAAAGCGAGGCUCAACCAGGACAGGCGACUGUAGGAACUACCGGUAGUGAAGAUCUCGUCGUCCUAGGCACAGGCAUGAACCAAGCUGAAUUGAAAGCGAACCCUAUCCUCUGGCAAUUCUCCGUCCAGGAUCUCAACACUGAUCCAGAAGUACACCUGCCCGCAGAGCAAGGACUACAGCUAGACGCAAGCACUUGCGUCGUAAGCAUCGACUACCUGACGAAACCAGUGGACGUCUUGUCCAGUAUACGGCAGCAAACGAAACAGGGCGGAACAGUCCAUCUAGCUAUUAGCAACAGGUGCUUCCCUACUAAAGUCGUAGGAAGAUGGUUAAAGAUCGACGAGCAGGAGAGGCUGGAAAUGGUGGGAGAUUAUUUGCAUUGGGCUGGGUGGAAGGAGAUAGAGAUUGUGGAUGUGGUUAAGACUGGAUUCUUUACUGAUCCGUUGUGGGUUGUGAGGGCGAAGAAGUUGUAA